This is a messenger RNA of Lycium ferocissimum, 3075 nucleotides long. Its product is annotated as alkylbase DNA glycosidase-like protein mag2. Gene Ontology annotation, cellular component: protein-DNA complex; nucleus. Lineage: Eukaryota; Viridiplantae; Streptophyta; Magnoliopsida; Solanales; Solanaceae. The coding region runs from base 269 to 1339 and encodes 356 amino acids. The record is from RefSeq and is a predicted model, not a curated record. Gene Ontology annotation, molecular function: DNA-3-methyladenine glycosylase activity; DNA-7-methylguanine glycosylase activity; alkylated DNA binding. The transcript is spliced from 2 exons. Gene Ontology annotation, biological process: DNA alkylation repair; base-excision repair, AP site formation; base-excision repair.
AUCUCAGGGGCCCCAUUUUGAAAUACUCCCCAAGAACUGAAGUACCAAAUGAUGCUACGAGAAAAAACGAUCUUACAGAAGCCAAAUAGGAAGGAACCCCUUUUACUUUUGCUUUAAAUUAGAGUUGGCUCUCAUCACUGCAUUGACUUCAAACCUUUAGCUCCCCAAUUCGACAGUCAACAGCAACGCCUUGUCCUCUCAAUCGCCACCAAUUUCCCCUCUCCCUCAGCUCCCCAUAGAAAGAAAAAAUACACUCUCAAAUUUCUCAAUGGGUGAGCAAACCCAAACUCAAAAAACCCAAACCCAAACUCCAUCCCUAUCUCAAUCUCAACCCACUUCUGAUUCCACCGUUGAUAUUCCCCCAAAUCCCUCUAACCCUUCAAAAAUCCCAAUUCGCCCCCAAAAAAUCCGUAAACUCUCUUCCACUAAUGACCAAAAAACCCUUCAACCUUCUGAUUCCUCGCAAUCUGUAGUUACAAUCACCAAGAAUCGUCGAAGGGGUUCUUCACAAUCAACAAAAUCUUUGCCCCAAAUUGUCAAACCAUUAUCUGCUAAUGGCGAAAUUGAGAAUGCUCUCCGCCAUUUGCGAUUAGCUGACCCACUUCUUUGUUCUUUAAUAGAUACUCUUCCUUUUCCAGCUUUUGAGUCACACCAACUUCCAUUUCUUGCACUCUGUAAGAGUAUUCUCUACCAACAAUUAGCUUAUAAAGCAGGAACUUCAAUUUACACGCGUUUUCUUUCUCUUUGUGGUGGUGAAGAUGCUGUUUGCCCUGAUGUUGUUCUUUCUUUAUCUGCUCAACAGCUUAAGCAGAUUGGUAUAUCAGGGAGAAAAGCAAGUUACCUGUAUGACCUUGCAAAUAAGUAUAAAAGUGGGAUUUUGUCUGAUGAAACUGUUGUAAAGAUGGAUGAUAGGUCAUUGUUUACAAUGCUUUCAAUGGUGAAAGGGAUUGGUUCUUGGUCAGUACAUAUGUUCAUGAUAUUUUCCCUACAUAGACCUGAUGUGUUGCCUGUUAGUGACUUGGGGGUUAGGAAAGGAGUAAAAAUGCUGCAUGGGUUGGAGGAAUUACCAAGGCCGUCGCAAAUGGAGCAAUUGUGUGAGAAAUGGAAGCCAUACCGGUCCGUUGGGGCGUGGUAUAUGUGGCGGUUUAUUGAGGGAAAGGGGACACCAACUACUGCAGCAGUAGUGAUGGAGGGUGGUCGUAUACAGCCCUUGCAGCAAAUUGAGCCGCAACAGGAGGCACAACAACAGCAUCAAUUGCAACUUCUUGAGCCUAUUAAUGGCAUGGGCAGCCUCGGAUGCAUAGCUGAAGGAGGAAAAGAUGUAAAAUACGUACCAUGAAUGAACAAGAAGUACGCUGCAUAAGUGCUGAAUGCAAAAGACAGAGAGAGAGAAGGUGGCCGUUGACAGACUUCUAGUUGAAACAAAGUAGGGCACAGUUUUACAUGGACUCAAAUAUGAAAAUAUGACUUCUAAUGACAAGGUGUAUGUUGAGGUGUUUUCUUUACCUAAAGUCCUAAACUCUCAAGUGUAGAAUGCAUUGUAUGAAGAAAAAACUUUUAAAUUGCUCACAUGUUUGUAUCUUUUCCUAUCCAGGGAAAGCCAUAUCAUGUGCUUAUAUAAAAAAUGAAUUAGGAUCAUGGGGAAGUUGAUUGAUCUAAGCUCUAGCUUCUUGAAUGCAGUGGAGGCCACACUCGAUUCUCCCAGUUUCAAGCUCGAAUGGUCCAAGCUGCAUUCCAGUUGCCUCACGCCGAGCUUCGCUUUCCUAGAGUUGGUUUUGGCUUAUUUACACCCCCUAUCUUUGAUUAGUUUACGAUGUAGAAUCAUCAGAUUUUGAGAGGAUUUCUUUUGAGAUUAAUAACCCUUACAUUUAUAGACUGGGAAAAUCAACUUUAGCGAUAAGCAGAUAACUAAAAUUGGUUCUUUCUGCGCCACAAGCACCCCCCCCACAAAAAAAAAAAAAGUGAAAUUACUGUCUUUUAGUCAAAUAUUUUAUGAAUAUUUAGCUGUGGUAUCAAAUUGAUUUGCAAUUUUUGAACUUCUUAGCCAGUAAAUUAGUUCUGCGUCCAUACCAUUUUUAUACAUAAUCCCUCUUCUAUUUAUCAUCCUUGCAUCAGAAAAAACUCUUGCUAUAACUUGUCUAUUUUGAUUGAAGGUAGGGGUUAUGAACAAGGAUAGGGGAAGUAUGUUAGAUGCAAGGCAACAUGAUUUUUCUUUCCAUAAAACCAUCCUAACUUUACCUGUCUUGAUACUGCUUCACACUCUUAAUGAUGCCGUCUCUCCCUUAUCUUUGUCACUCGAUGGGUUGGGGUCGAGGAGUGGGGGCAGUGUAGGAAUACUGCCUUCAUCAUGUCCUCAAUUUUUACUCGAGAUCUGAAAGUACAAUUCAAAUUUUUUGUCUUUACGAGGUCUAGACUAAUCUGGUAGAUGAUUAUGUGAUGGAACAUCAGGGAGAGCUGUCCAGUCUUUAUAAAGGAGAUUAAAAUGUCGUGAACAGAAAUGUUGCCAUCUUGCCAAGAGAAGCAGCAAGAUAUGGAGAUUUUUUGUUCUAAGUUAGUUGCAAUAUCCAUUAUACUAUAACCAGAUUUUUUGGUUUGUUUUGUGAGAAUAGUAAUGGCAUAGAAAGUGAUCUGCGUAAUUAAAUGAAUUUCUGAAGAAGCGCAAUGAGUUUGACCAAUGGGUUUUGUAUCUUAAAGACAACAAUAGUUCUAAAAGGGCUGUGGACAAUAUUGCGAGUGAAGUUAUUCUAUUUGGUCAUUGUUGGUUGGCAAAUCUGAGGGGACCUUCCUUUUUACGAACUUGCAGUAAAAAUGCUUGUCUAUUGGAGUGACUAUCUAUUGGUGCGUUGACAACAAAUUUAUCUAUGUCAAAAUGAUCAAAAGAAUUUCACUUAUGCCAAUUCCAAGUUUUCCGUGAUGUCGAUGAUGGGCCAGACCUUCUACUCCCUUCUCCACUUAAAUAUCAGGUUUUUGACUGCGCUAGUGUUCGAGCUCGUGAUGUGCACUUAACCAAGCGUCACAUGUUGUGCUCUUACCACUUGUCUAGCUCCUAGAGAGCUUAUAUUUGUCACUAUUAUA